Brassica rapa (field mustard) is the source of this 2768-nucleotide messenger RNA. Its product is annotated as G-type lectin S-receptor-like serine/threonine-protein kinase At1g11300. Lineage: Eukaryota; Viridiplantae; Streptophyta; Magnoliopsida; Brassicales; Brassicaceae. Gene Ontology annotation, biological process: protein phosphorylation; recognition of pollen. Gene Ontology annotation, molecular function: protein serine/threonine kinase activity; ATP binding. Gene Ontology annotation, cellular component: plasma membrane. The record is from RefSeq and is a predicted model, not a curated record.
UAGAUCUAUUGUGUUUAGUUUCUUUCUAGGAAAGAAAAUAUUAAGAAAACAAAGCAAUGAGUCCCUUUGUUCUUGUUCUUUUACUGUCUUGCUUCUUCUUAAAUGUCAGUAUGGCUCAUGAGAGAACAUUCUUUUCUGGCAACCUCAGUGAUACUGAGACCAUACUCUCCAGCUUAGGCACGUUCAGGUUCGGUUUCUUCAGCCCUGUUAACUCCACAAGUAGGUAUGCUGGUAUAUGGUAUAACAGCAUUCCUGUACAAACUGUGAUAUGGGUUGCUAACAAAGAUAAGCCGAUCAAUGACUCCUCUGGAGUUAUCUCUGUAUCUGAAGAUGGAAACCUCGUAGUCACGGAUGGUCACAGGCGUCUUCUAUGGUCAACUAACCUCUCUACUCAAGCUCCUGCCAAUUCUACAGUCCUCGCUGAGCUUCUGGAUUCAGGGAACCUCGUGAUGAAAGAUGCUAAUACCGAUGCAUAUCUUUGGGAGAGUUUCGAGUAUCCAACUGAUUCUUGGUUGCCAAAUAUGUUGGUUGGUACAAACGCAAGAACAGGAGGAGGGAACAUCACAAUAACUUCUUGGAAAACACCUUCAGAUCCUUCCCCUGGAAGCUACACUGCUGCAUUCGUUCUUGCUGCAUAUCCAGAGAUCCACAUUGUGAAGAACAACAAUGCUACCGUGUGGCGCAGUGGACCGUGGAAUGGUCAGAUGUUUAACGGUCUACCGGAUAAGUAUACAGGAGUCUUUCUCUAUAGAUUCAUAGUUAAUGAUGAUACUAAUGGAACAGUCACCAUGUCAUUUGCUAAUGAUUCAACGUUAAGACACUUCUACUUGGACUAUAAAGGAUCAGUGAUCAGGAGAGAUUGGAGUGAAGCUGAGAGAAACUGGACGGUCGGAGACCAAGUUCCAGCAACUGAAUGUGAUGUUUACAGAAGGUGUGGCCAGUUCGCUACUUGCAAUCCCCUGAAAACGCCUCCUUGUUCUUGCUUUAAAGGGUUUAGGCCAAGGAACACUGGAAACUCUAGUGGUGGAUGCAUAAGAAAGGCGCCUUUGCAGUGUGAAAGACAGAACAGUAAUGGGAGUGCUGCUGAUGGGUUUAUGAGGCUUAGACGAGUGAAACUGCCUGACUUUGCAAGAAGAUCGGAAGCUAGUGAACCAGAAUGCUUAAGGACUUGUUUGCAGACAUGUUCUUGUGUAGCUUUUGCUCAUGGUUUAGGUUAUGGUUGCAUGACUUGGAAUGUAAGCUUAGUUGAUUCACAGGAUCUAUCUGGUGGUGGAAUGGAUCUUUAUAUCCGUCUUGCACAUUCUGAAAAGCCGGACAGAAGGCCGGUUAUCAUCGGUACAUCAUUGGCAAGUGGUGUUUUUGUUGUGGCAGCUUGUGGUCUUUUAGUACAAAGGAUUGUCAAAAAGAGAAGAGGAAGAAAGAAAGGAACAGAAGCAGAGGAGAUAUUUGAGAGAGUAGAAGCUUUAGCUGGUGGGGGUAGUAAAGGAAAGAUGAAAGAGCUACCAUUGUUUGAGUUUCAAGUGUUAGCUGCAGCGACUGAUAAUUUCUCUCUGAGUAAUAAGCUCGGACAAGGAGGGUUUGGUCCUGUUUACAAAGGGAAGUUACAAGAAGGACAAGAGAUUGCAGUGAAGAGACUGUCACAAGCAUCUGGACAAGGCCUUGAGGAGCUUGUUAACGAAGUGGUUGUGAUUUCUAAGUUGCAACACAGGAACCUGGUGAAACUACUUGGUUGCUGCAUUGCAGGAGAAGAAAGGAUGUUAGUCUAUGAGUUCAUGCCAAACAAAAGCUUAGACUAUUAUCUAUUUGACCCAACUAAGGCAAAGCUUCUUGACUGGAAGACGAGGUUUGACAUUAUAAAUGGAAUAUGUAGAGGUCUUCUAUACCUUCACAGAGAUUCUAGGCUGAGAAUCAUUCACAGAGAUCUAAAAGCUAGCAACAUCUUGUUAGAUGAGAAUCUGAUUCCCAAAAUAUCUGACUUCGGGUUGGCUAAGAUUUUCUCAGGGAAUGAAGAUGAAGCAAAGACCCGUAGGGUCGUUGGAACAUACGGCUAUAUGUCACCGGAGUAUGCAAUGAGAGGACAGUUCUCAGAGAAGUCUGAUGUGUUCAGCUUAGGUGUGAUACUCUUAGAGUUUGUCAGUGGAAGAAGAAACUCAAGCUCGAGUCUUCUAGCUUGUGCAUGGUCAAUGUGGAAGGAAGGGGAGAUUAGUGGUCUUGUAGAUCCUGAGAUCUUUGACACAUUAUUUGAGAAAGAGAUAAGAAAAUGCGUUCACAUUGGACUUUUGUGUGUGCAAGAAGCUGCUAACCGUAGGCCAAGUGUUGCUACAGUAUGCUCGAUGCUCAGCAGCGAGGUUGCAGACAUUCCAGAACCAAGACAUCCUGCUUUUGUGUCGAGGAACGGUGUUUCAGAAGCUGAGUCCUCUGAAGCCUCUAACAACAAUGUCACUAUCACCGAUGUGUCCGGACGGUAGAACCCGCGGAAACAAACUGUAGGUUUCAUGCCACUUCUGUACUUCAUAGCUACAGUUUAAGAGCAAUAAUGUGGUUUGGAAGUAAUAAGUAACGGUCAGUAUCUCCAGUAGUCGUUGCGGAUUUCAUCAUCCAACUUCAUUUCAGUUUUCUGGUGAGACUCAAAAAACACAACCAUGUAAUAUAUGAGGUUACCUCCUUGUUGAUAUAAUCAAACUUUAUUAAACAAUUAAUUGGACAUUACUUAUGCUAAUCUCUUGGACAUGAACUAUUUCUUUCUCAAGCUAACUACACUGUAAUAA